AAAUGAGAUAGGAGAGACACUAGACUCUAGAGAACAUAUGUGUAAAAAGAGUAUAGACACCCAUCCAUUGAGAUUCGCCACGAAACUAACACGGGUGACCUUGUUAGUUGUUAUAGAGUUUGACACACCCAAAUGUUACAAGCAUUAAAACCAAGCUUUAUCUGCACAUCGUUUUGGCCCAUGCGCAGCUAUCUCUUUUAUUUUUAAAUAAAAAAGAUCAAUGAAAUCAUCAUAACUACGUUCUUAUCUUAUUUCAUGGAAGAGGACGAUUGAGAUCGGUAUCGAUACACGUUUCCAUUGAAAAGGGUAACAAAUUAAGAAAGAGACAGAAGGAAGAGGGGACCAAAUUUUGGACUUUCUGUUUGUUGCUUUCUUCCAUGGGCGAAUGUUGGAACCAUAGGAAGCAACUAAAUUCUCUCUUCUAUAAACCCUUUUGAUUUCUUCGGGACGACAGACAAACCCCAUCGGAAUCUGGGUUUUGUAUUUUCUUGAAAAAUGAGGAAUGAUAGUAAUAGAACCAGUGGCGCCGCCGGUGGCGGUGGCGGUGGUGGUGGUGGUGGUGGUUGUGGCGGUGCGGUGUCGCCAUUAGAGUGUGAUGUUGGGUUGGGUUUGAACAGCGAACCGUCUUAUCCUUGUAAAAAGAUGAGCUUGAUAAACAUAAACCAGUAUCGUCAUCACGAUUUUGGUGGUGUUUAUGGUAACAAUGGCAGCCAACAGUUCGUCCACCAGGGUAAUCCCACUAACCAACUUGCAUCUGGGAUUUCUUUCAAAUCGAUUACAGAUGGAGUUGUCGGAGCUUCUGGGAAAGUGCUUUUUACAGCGACACAGUGGCAAGAGCUCGAGAGGCAGACACUAAUCUACAAGUACAUAAUGGCUUCCAUUCCUAUUCCUCCGCAGCUCCUCCUACCUUCAUCCACUCAGUCCAACAGGACGAGUACGGGAAUAAGAUUCUCAAACGGGUCGGAUCCAGAGCCAUGGAGGUGUAGAAGAACAGAUGGAAAAAAAUGGAGGUGUGCAAAGGAUGUGGGUCCCAACCAGAAGUACUGCGAACGCCAUGCCCACAAGACCAGAUCACGUUCAAGAAAGCCUGUGGAUACAACUCAUAAUCCCACUGCAACUUCAUCAAAUCAGCAAACCAGGUGUCAUGAAUGGUUUAUAAAGAGUAGUGAGACACCCUUGUCUCAAUCUAAAAUGGAUGAUUGUUCACUUAGUUUAUCAAUGCAAUCUAGUGGGAAUGUGAAUGGAAAUGGAGUUGAGUUUGGGGAUCAAGAGAGUUUUCAAAUGGCUUUUAGAAUGUUGGAGGGUGAGGGAGGAGAGUGUGGGGAUGGGUUUAGAUCAAACCACCAAUGGCUGAACCAGGCGGCUUGGGAGGGUUCGAACCAGGGUUCGAACCCUUCGAUGCCUGGUGGGCCAUUGGGUGAAGCCUUGUGUCUAGGAAUGAGUGGUGUGGAUCAUAUGGGUCCAAAUGUAGCAUCUUCUUAUGGGUCUUAUGAAGGGAGUGAUGAUCGAAGUUGGUUUCUUUAGGUUAAACCUAAUCGAUGUUGGAUAUUUCGGAGUCCAAUUUUUACGUGUUUUGUUGUUGUUGUUGUUGGGAUAUGUUUUGAUACUUAGAUUCGGAUAAUGUAAUGGUAAAUCGACUACUAUGGAUUAGUGUUGAUAUAUCAAAAUCAAAUGACUACAAAGUGAA
Messenger RNA from Lactuca sativa (garden lettuce), 1687 nucleotides. RefSeq lists its product as uncharacterized. Gene Ontology annotation, cellular component: nucleus. Gene Ontology annotation, biological process: regulation of DNA-templated transcription; developmental process; DNA-templated transcription. Gene Ontology annotation, molecular function: ATP binding. Lineage: Eukaryota; Viridiplantae; Streptophyta; Magnoliopsida; Asterales; Asteraceae. The record is from RefSeq and is a predicted model, not a curated record.